AUGAGAAAUAUCCUAAUUCGGUGUUUAUUCUGUGGGUUCUUGAUAUUUGGGAUCUGGACACCUGUGUUACUCAUAUACUUCCACCAUUACCAUGAGAGCUACAAGCAGAAUAAUACGCAGGAGUCUGAAUCACAUUUGUCCCUUGAAAAAUAUGUGCAUCAACAAAUCCUCCACAACUCAGCACGAGUAUCAAAACAUGAAGGAUUACCUAUCUAUCUUGACGAAGAGGAAUCUAAAUUUCUUGCAGGUAAAAACUUUAACUUUACAGACCCAGAAUUUUAUGAUGGAUUUUUAAAAUAUGGACUUAAUUCUAUCCUCAGUAAAAAGUUGGGCAACCAGAGAGUUGUGCCGGAUAGCAGGAAUGCCAUAUGUCUUAGGAGAUUUUACCCAAUGCGCCUGCCCAGUGCCAGUGUCAUCAUUUGCUUCUAUAAUGAGGAAUUUUAUGCCUUGAUCCGGACUGUGACCAGCGUCAUGUAUCUCACGCCAUCCCACUUCCUGGAGGAGAUUAUUCUGGUCGAUGACAAGAGCGAGUACGAUGAUUUGAAAGAAAAACUAGAGCAUCACCUGGAUAUUUUUCGGGGAAAGAUCAAAUUGAUUAGAAACAAGGAGAGAGAGGGGCUGAUUCGAUCCAGGAUGAUUGGAGCAGGCCAUGCUUCAGGGGACGUGCUGGUGUUCUUGGACAGCCACUGCGAGGUGAACAGAGGCUGGCUGAAGCCCCUGCUGCAGGCCAUCUCCAAGGACCCCAAGAUGGUGGUGUGUCCUUUGAUUGAUGUCAUCGAUGAGAUGACCUUUGAAUAUGAGGCCUCUCCUCUUGUAAGGGGCAUUUUUGACUGGAACCUGGUAUUUAAAUGGGGUAAAAUUUUCUCUUAUGAGAUGGAAGGACCAGAAGGACCAAGUAAACCAAUCCGGUCACCUGCCAUGGCUGGAGGGAUUUUCGCUAUAAAUAGGCAUUUUUUUUACGAAAUUGGACAAUACGACAAGGGCAUGGAUUUUAUGGGAGGAGAAAAUGUGGAGAUUUCACUAAGGAUCUGGAUGUGUGGAGGCCAACUGUAUAUAAUUCCCUGCUCUCGAGUUGGACACGUCACUAGGAACCACAAUGUAAACAGAAAUCCUACAGUAGAGACAGCUAUGAUUCGUAAUUCCCUCCGAGUGGUGCACGUCUGGCUGGAUGAACACAAGGAGCGGUAUUUUCACCGGAGACCUGCUUUGAAAUUCAGGGCCUAUGGAAACGUUAGUGAACGUGUGAAAUUGAGAAAACAAUUGAAGUGCAAGUCAUUCCAGUGGUAUUUGGAUAACAUCUUCCCAGACUUGGAGGUAUCUGUGAACUUUUGGUGA
This is a messenger RNA of Sciurus carolinensis (gray squirrel), 1335 nucleotides long. It is a transcript of the gene Galntl5, whose product is annotated as polypeptide N-acetylgalactosaminyltransferase like 5. The record is from RefSeq and is a predicted model, not a curated record. Gene Ontology annotation, cellular component: Golgi apparatus. NCBI's taxonomy places the organism in Eukaryota, Metazoa, Chordata, Mammalia, Rodentia, Sciuridae. Gene Ontology annotation, biological process: spermatid development. Bases 1 to 1335 code for a protein of 444 amino acids. The transcript is spliced from 8 exons.